UAACGGCACCAUAAAGACAGCGCUUCAGGGAAACAAGCAUUCGUUAACUUUUUUGACGGCUAUCUUCCUAUUUUGAGAAUUUGUAUAUUUCCAAAGGAAAAACCGUACCGUGUGCGUAGUUAAUUACACUGCUUUCAAAAUAUAGUAAACGGGAACUCUAGUCAUGAACUGACUGAUUUGGUGGUUCUUUCUGUUUCGUUCUGGUUAAUUCAUCACUGGCUAUUAUAAAUCGCGCUGACCAAGGAUAACAUCGAUAUCAGAUAGUCAUCCUGACAAUAACUUGGUUUAUCAUCAACGAAGAGGAAACGCUUUCAUGUCAGAAAUGAACAACCGAAAACGAAAGCCAGGAGAAUCAGGUCAGAGAAGCCGGAGGGAUACUUCUUGGUAUUACAACUUUUCUGAGCCGAUUGAGGACACAAAAGCGGAUACAAGAAUCAAUAUCUUGGAUAUCUACAUUAAUGGAAAGGAAAAUAAUACAUUAGCGUUUGAAGACAGUUCACCGCUCUUCAGCAGACGAAGGGACCGUUGCUGUUUUUGCUGUUUUUGCUGUCCGUUUGAGUGUCCUGGAAGCAGAGGACGAGUAGCAAAUAUGGAUCAAGCGAGUCGCUACAAUCCAAGACCAAGUAUGGAAGAAGCCUUAGAAUGGACCAAAUCAUUUGAAAAGCUUCUAACUAACAAAUCUGGUAUCAAGCUUUUCCACGAUUUUUUAAAGAGUGAAUACGCUGAAGAGAAUCUGUUAUUUUGGUUAGCGGUAGAAAAGCUUAAGAAGGAGACAGAUCCAGCAAACAUCAAAAACAUAGCACAGAUGAUAUAUAACGACUACGUAUCGACAGAGUCACCGAAAGAGGUGAGCAUUGAUCACAAGACAAGACAAGUGAUAGACCAUGAGAUUGUCGAACCAACACAGAAUACAUUCAACAAAGCACAGCAACAUGUUUAUUACGUGAUGUUCCUGGACUGCUAUCCACGAUUUCUCGUGUCUUCUUCAAUGAAGGACCUUUUGAAUUCCAACCAAUAGUUAUAGACUUUUUCAAGAUUUCAUCAAAUUUGAAUGGAAGAGUUGAUGAUUGUUGAAUCACUGGUGAAAAUCAGUCCGAAACCCGUUUCUUAUAAGAGUUAGCGUUUCUGCGAUGUGAUAGCCCUAAAGAUAGGGGGGUGGGAGUUGUGUUUCAAGGGCUAUAAUGUUAAAAGACUGUACAUAGUCAACUUAUGACUUAAUUACUCAGGUCAAAUGCGUGAAAAAAGCAUCUAAAAGUCUAUUGAAAUUGUAUUUUAAAAUGAUUGAGGCUGGACCUUUUCGGCCUAUGGCCCAAUGUUUGAUUUUUUUUCUCAGGUUUAAUGCCUCUAGCCAUGUAUUAAUUGACAUAGGUGUGAAUUAUGAAAUCAAAUUCCUUGAAUGGGA
This is a messenger RNA of Exaiptasia diaphana, 1402 nucleotides long. Its product is annotated as regulator of G-protein signaling 21. The transcript has 7 exons. The record is from RefSeq and is a predicted model, not a curated record. Bases 314 to 1018 code for a protein of 234 amino acids. NCBI's taxonomy places the organism in Eukaryota, Metazoa, Cnidaria, Anthozoa, Actiniaria, Aiptasiidae.